Anarrhichthys ocellatus (wolf-eel) is the source of this 3523-nucleotide messenger RNA. RefSeq names its product protein phosphatase 1, regulatory subunit 16A (gene ppp1r16a). The coding region runs from base 476 to 2194 and encodes 572 amino acids. Gene Ontology annotation, cellular component: cytoplasm. Gene Ontology annotation, molecular function: enzyme inhibitor activity; protein binding; myosin phosphatase regulator activity. The record is from RefSeq and is a predicted model, not a curated record. The transcript is spliced from 10 exons. Lineage: Eukaryota; Metazoa; Chordata; Actinopteri; Perciformes; Anarhichadidae.
UCAUUGGCCGAGUUACCAACAGUUGAUAUGGAUGGGAGGACUGACAGUUGGCUACAAUCCACAGCUUGGAUAAUCCUAUUUUGGACAUCUUCUUCCCUCCCUUUCCCGGCACGAUAAGAGUUUCAUCAUCUGAAAGAUGGGAAAGAGACAUUGCAACAAUUCUAUGUGUCGGUUGCAUCUGAAAUCAUGGAGAUAUCCGUCACGUGAUUGCACAAUAUAAGUUGUUUUGUUUCAUCGUAUUUUGGAUAUUUUUGCAGCUUGCUUGAGUUUUUUGUUUCUUCAUAUAUUUACAGAAACACUGCAGUAUCUGUUUGUGCUCUCCCACAGGCCCUAACGUAGGCCUGUUUGGCCUCACAGAAGGGUCUCUUUAAGGGACACAAGGGAGUUACCUGAAACUUUUAUAUUUAAUUAAGAGAAACAAACGAGGAGAGAGAAGCGAAGCCAUCGCGAUCUUCCUUCAUAGUGUUGUGGUGGCAUGGCAGCAGAGCACGGCGAGCUGCUGGCUGAGAUGGCCACGGUCGGGCGUUUGGGUGCCACCGAACGCCUGAAGCACGCCCAGAAGCGGCGCACUCAGCAGCUGAAGGGAUGGGCGCAGAUGGAGAAGGAUUCAACGCGAGGGUCAAGGGCCAAAGCGGACAAGAAGAAGGCGCGCACCACCAAAGUUACUUUCCCCAAGUCCAUCACACUGCUAGAUGCAACUGCACGCAAUGACCUGGAGGAGGUGAGGGAGCUUCUUAACAGUGGUGUCAGCCCAGAUCUGGUCAACGAGGAUGGACUGACAGCCCUACAUCAGUGCUGCAUAGAUGAUUUUGUGGAGAUGGUGCAGUGCCUGCUGGACGCUGGUGGCUGUGUGAAUGCCUGCGACAGUGAGCUGUGGACACCGCUGCACGCUGCUGCCACCUGUGGACACACUGGAUUGGUGCAGCUCCUGAUUCAGGCUGGGGCUGACCUGCUGGCUGUCAAUGCGGAUGGCAACAUGCCCUACGAUCUCUGUGAAGACGAGGCCACCCUUGAGCUGCUGGAGAUGGUUAUGGCUGAACAGGGGAUAACUCAGGAUCGUAUAGAUGAAUGUCGAGGGGCUAAAGAGACGACCAUGCUGGCUGACAUUCAGGCUCUGGUUGAGAGCGGAGCACACCUGAACGCACAGGAUUCUAAUGGCGCAACACUGCUCCACAUAGCGUCUGCUAACGGCUAUGUGUUGGUGGCGGAGCUGUUGCUCGAGCACAGAGCUCUGGUGGAGGCGAAGGACUCUGAUGGCUGGACGCCGCUACAUGCCGCCUCCUGCUGGGGACAAAUCCAAAUGGUGGAACUGUUGGUGGCCCAUGGAGCCAGUUUAGACGCAAAGUCUGUCCUGGAGGAGACGCCUCUGGACGUGUGUAUGGAUGAAGAGGUCAGAUCCAAACUAAUGGACCUGAAGCACAAACAUGAUGCCAUCAUGAAGAGCCAGGACCGACAGAAGAGCACGCUGCAAAGACGAGCCUCUAGUACUGGCAGCAGAGGUAAGGUGGUCCGUCGUGUCAGUGUUAACGAGCGCUCCAGUCUGUACCGGCGGGAGCACCACAAAGAGGCCAUGGUGUGGCAGGAGCGCGGCCGGCAGCCAGAGCCACAGGACGACGAUGAGGACAGACAAACGGACAACGAGCUGCACCAGCAUGCGACCAUGGUUGCUGGCGGUGGAGCUACAUCACGUUUAGAGGAACUCGAGGCUGCAGACAGGAAAAUUGUGUCCAGUGUCGGUAAUGGAGGGACCUCUGUUUCUCUGGCCUCCUCUGUACCCGGAGAGCUGUGGAGUGGUGGUCUCAUGGACCGUAGCGCCUCGUACCAGCUCAGCCCUGCAUCUGGAGCUGGCUUGGGGUCUACAGUGGGAGAGGGGGAGGACAGUAUGACUCGGGAGAAAUCGCACCAUACACUGGCUGACCUGAAACGCCAGCGGGCAGCCGCCAAGCUCAAUAAGUACCCAGCACCUCCCCCACCGCUGCCUCCUUCCUUAGAGGAGGAGCCUUCUGGAGCGGAGGCCGAGGUGGCAAACGCUCAGGCCCAGCCAGAGCUCCACACGACCCCCAGCGCAGAGGAGGAAGCCUCCCCGAGCCAGGUGUACUUCACCCCAGCCAGCGGAGAGCCUCCUCUGCUGAAACUCAGAGCCCCUGAGGAGGACCAGUCCAACAAUAAGGAGCCUUGCUGUGGACUCAUGUAGACAGUCUAACACACACACACACACGCACACAGACACAUUGCCUACAGAGUAGGGAAGCUCGGCAUUUUACACUCCAAAGUGGCAAAAACCUUUCCUGCUUGAAAUAAAUCAUUGAAGACUGCAAGUUAAGGCCACAUGCCAAUGAGGGUUUGAUCUACACUGCAUUUCAGUGAGCUGAAGAGGAAUCUUUAUGCUUAUUUGUCAUUUACUUAUCUUCUUUUUUCGAUACAAUACACACUUUACAUUGACGGUCCUAGCAUUCCCUGGCGCUUCCUCCUUCCUCCUUCGUUAGGUGUCCAUCUAGUGACUCAGAGGAGAACUAUAAGCAAAUAUUUACUUUGCCCGGUCUUUGUCCAUUACUUAACGUGUUCUCUUACUGCACUGCUCAACUACUGUAGAUUGACAUUUCAUUGAAAAGCCUUAGAAUCAUGUAAAAGUUGAACUAACCGCAAAAAGCUGAAUUUGAAUUAGCAGUUCAAGAUUAUUUGUUUUCAAUUAAGAAUGCGAUUUAAAUUUCUGUGUUCUUUACUGAGUGCUAUAAGGGUACAUGAUAAGACUGGUUAUUUGUGGUUGAGAGAUAGUUUGGUCGUGAUAGAUUCAGUAUACGGUAUAGCUACUCUGAAUCUACAUUAAUGCAAACAUGAAAACAAGGACUGUUCCCUUGCUUGAUUUAUUUUUUUAUUUUUAUUUUUUAUUUUUUUUGGACUGAAAAUAUCCUGAGGCUUUUUUUUUUUUUUUUUUAAUUACUUUUCCAGUGCACAGAAAAGCCUACAUUUCAACAUUUGUAAUGGUGCAAUUUGUAAAUCAACUGUUUGUCAUUAAAAUACUAUGUGAGAUCAUCUAUGUAUAUUUGAAUCGGUGGAAAAUUGACUCAGCCCCUCAUCAUUUCUAGAUUUCUAUUUUUUGUCAGUAUUUCUAUUUUUCUACUCUCUGAAUGGAAUCACAUUAUUUAUUCUAUCUGAUACUGAAUAUGGCUGGUGGUGUACAGUGUACAUUUUUUUUAAAGAUUAAAGUGUGAGGGCAAAAUAUUUAUCAAAGAGAUGAUAUAUUGCUUUUUCUUUUUUGUCAAACCAAGUGAACUUGUCAUAUGAUUUUUUUUUUUUUUUUUUUUUUUUGUGUCAAAGGUCGGUGCCUUCUUUAGGUGUCAGCUUUGGUAUACUGUAGGUUUGCAAUGCUUGCACAAAGUCCCACAUGUACAAUUGACGAGCAGCGGGAUAAAAUGAUAUAUCGUCCUCCAACUCCAGCGGUCGGUGCGCUCUCAUUUCUGUAUUGCAAUUCAGUUUUGUUCAUGAUUUUCACUGAGCCCUGUUUAGAAAAACAAAAUAUAAA